This is a messenger RNA of Suillus subalutaceus, 876 nucleotides long. RefSeq lists its product as uncharacterized. NCBI's taxonomy places the organism in Eukaryota, Fungi, Basidiomycota, Agaricomycetes, Boletales, Suillaceae. The record is from RefSeq and is a predicted model, not a curated record. The coding region runs from base 1 to 876 and encodes 291 amino acids. The transcript has 6 exons.
AUGUGCAACAGUUCCACAACAGUUCCCCCCUUCUAUGACCAGGAGCAGUCUGGUGCUCCACCACUAUUCCCCCCAAUGCUCACGGACCAACUUGAGCUGCUCGGCAGCAUCCAUCGCCCGACUACACUUAUUGCCGAUGAGAUCAUCGUUUCUAUCGUGAGCCUGAGGACACCGCCCGCACUUGCCCCUGAGUUCAAAAUAGCAAAGCGGUCGCGCAAGCCUGAUUACUCCUCUCCAUACCCAAAGAAGGCCAUUCGGGCUCGCUCCCGUUCAAUGACGCCUAGUAUAUGUUCAGAUUCACAAAGCUCUUCGAAUCAUUCUUUCGACAGCGGCUCCUCAACUUCAAUCACACCUUUAUCAGAAGACUCAAAAAUCCCUAAGCCCCUCGGCGAGGCUGGGGGCUCGGGGCGUGGGCGAUACAUUCUCUAUGAUGCAUUGAAUUGGAGUCCAAAGAAAUAUACAGAAUUCAAGUGCGCUUCUGCGCAAAGCCCUGCUCAGUUGGAGGUCGUACGGAACAAGGCUAUCGACAGGUUCCCAGACCUUGAAGAUUAUAGCGAUUUAUGGCCGGUGAACGAUAUUAUCACGACACGACUGAAAUACACGUCGCGUCACGUCACGCGGAACUUGAAGGAGCAGGAGAUGACUGCGAGUGUUCGAACGACACCGAUAUCUGAAAUCACGCCUGUAAAAACACGAGACAUGAGAGGAAUCAAGGGGAGACAUGAUGAGAUCGAGGUAACGCUUGCGGUACCGGGUAUCCUGGUCCUUAAGACCGAAGUGGGCGGAUGGGAGUUGGUGCAAAUUGGGUGCAAGGAGAACCAUGGACGAGGGGGAGAUGCUGAGCUCGCCCUUCUGACUGCGCGGGUACACCUGUAA